AUGGAGGCGAGAUUCAAGAGGAGGUCAAAACGUUUUGGGAGAGGUGUUGACCUCGUUCCCAUAUCAGGUUACGUGUCAGAUGGGCGUGGGUACAGCCCACCGGGGCCAGUAGCUCUACCUCUCACGCCCUCACCCGACGCCCACGGCCGCGCCCUCACGCCCACGGAGAGUCUAAGCGGGCUGGUGUCGCUAGCGCCGCUCUGCCCCCAGUUCGACACCCGACAGGAGAUACUAGAAGAGCCCAUCAACCUCACUACUCGGCCGCCGGCCCUCUACGACCGUCCGGCCGAGGAUCUAAGUACCGCCCACGCCAUACUCGACCUGUCGACCGCCCGUGUGGCCGAAUAUUCCCCGCCUCAUACACCGCCCUCACCUCACGAGUACCUACCUCACCCGUCGUCGCAACCCGCCCCUCACCCUUAUCACCAUCAUCACCUUGACGUCAGCCUCGAACGCCCGUCUCAACUUGACUCUCCCAAUAAGCCCUGCACUGUGGCUUACACCUAUGAGGCGUUUUUCGUCAGCGACGGGAGAUCGAAACGUCGCGGCAGCGACGGGACGGAAAAGCAGCGGUACACGUGUUCGGAAUGCGGGAAACACUACGCGACGUCGUCCAACUUGUCGCGACACAAGCAGACGCAUCGCGACCUGGACUCCGGCAACGCGCGACGUUGCCACGUGUGCGGCAAGGCGUACGUCAGUAUGCCGGCGCUGGCCAUGCACGUGCUGACGCAUAACUUGACGCACAGGUGCGGCGUCUGCGGCAAGGCCUUCUCCCGCCCCUGGCUGCUGCAAGGCCACAUGCGCUCCCACACCGGAGAGAAGCCCUUCGGAUGCGCCCACUGCGGCAAGUCCUUCGCUGACCGCUCCAACCUGCGCGCGCACAUGCAGACGCACUCACAGCUCAAGAACUUCAGGUGUAAACGCUGCAACAAGUCCUUCGCUCUCAAGUCGUACCUCAACAAGCACUACGAGUCGGCGUGCUAA
This is a messenger RNA of Procambarus clarkii (red swamp crayfish), 987 nucleotides long. Lineage: Eukaryota; Metazoa; Arthropoda; Malacostraca; Decapoda; Cambaridae. The record is from RefSeq and is a predicted model, not a curated record.